Messenger RNA from Paramecium tetraurelia, 2094 nucleotides. RefSeq lists its product as uncharacterized. NCBI's taxonomy places the organism in Eukaryota, Ciliophora, Oligohymenophorea, Peniculida, Parameciidae. The transcript has 4 exons. The record is from RefSeq and is a predicted model, not a curated record.
AUGUUAUAAGAUGAGAUCAUGAAACCUUCUUUUAGGCUAAGCGAUUUAUUGAAAUUUGAAGACUAAAGUCUCUUUGCAGAAUCUCCAACCAAAAGAAAGUCUUUGGCUCCUCCGAAACCUCUCUAAAGGCAUAUAUUCGAAAUAACAACUGGGGCUUUUCAAUUUACCAUUGGGGAGUUUACUUAGAGCAUUAAAAAGGAGAGAGUGCCUAUCUAAAAAAAUCUAAUAAAGAGGAUUAAUGUGUAUGUAGAGAAUGAAUGCUAACAAUUACAAGUGCAACAACAGCUGGAAAAGAGAAUUCAAUAAAAAAUAAUUGAAGAUCUUAAUUUAUUGGUUUUUGCAUUAUGCCAUAUUUCAAAGCCAAUAGUGGAUUUUCUUGAAAAUCAUUUCAUUGAUUACGCUGAAGAGUUGUAAAUAACUGUUUGGGAGAUUAAUCUAUAACUUUUUCAACCGAAAAUUGUUGAAUUGAUAAAAAAAUAUAUAGCCACUAGUAUGAACAUAGUUUCUGGCAGUUUAUACUCUCAAUUGAUAGAACAAUCACAUUAAUUAUUAACCAGUUUAUCUUAUGAAGUUAGUGAUUAAAUAUGUUUAAUUUUAGAGGAAUGCAGAGGGUACAUAGAACCAUUUAUUUCUAAAUUUCGAGAGAGAAAUAUCCCAUAAAUUUUAUUAAACAAAUAUACUAUAUUAGCAUUAUUUUAAGAAUUAAGUUAGAAUUGCUAUCAAACGAUACAAGACCUCUUGGAGUUUACACUAUUCCAUUAUGCUGAACCUGAUGUUGUUGAAAAAUUCAUGAGAUAUGCAAUUGAAAAUUAUGACACAUUGAUACUGAAAAAUAAAAUGCUCUCUAAUUCAGCAUAGCAAAAUGAAAGCAUUAGCAGACAAACAGUUGACUAAGUAUUGGACUGUCUUCAAUAAUGCAUCACAAAUAAAAGUAAGUCAAUUGCAGUGUACAAAAUUUAAUGUAGACAAAAACUACAAAAAAAAUCAAGUGAAGAUGAUGAAGAUCAAUGUACACAAUCAACUGGCAUUAAAUCUUUUAAGAUGUAAAAGGAUGCAAGAUAUUAUUUAAAUGGAUUAUAUUUCGAAAGCGAAGAUCCUCAAUCAAAAUUUAUCAUCUAUGUAAUGAAUGAGGAAUUCAAAGUGAUAUAUGCUCCAUUAGUAAGUAAAAGAUGGGCAUUUUAGAAAACUUUUGUGAUUGAUUAAUAAGAAAAAGAUGGAUUCUUUAAAAAAGAUUCAAAUAGAAAGUCAGGUUGGGGAGUGUACCCAGUAAAAUUUAAAACAAUGAAGGAAUUAAUACACUCUAAUUGGGUUCAUGAAUAAUUAGCAUUAAUGAUAUUGAAUUAAUACUAAGAGGAUGAGUACCAAUUAAGAAAACAAGCCGAAGGAGAAAUGGAUACAAUGUUUGGAUCAUUUUUAGCCAAUGUUAACAGAAACAAAGAAUUCUUACAAAAUUUUGGUGAAAAUGCAGUGAAUAAUGGUUGUAUGUAAUAAUUGGUGGUUUAUAUGCCUUUACUUAAAGACUUUUUAAAUUUAGGAGGGUUUGGUGCUUAAGCUUUGUUGACUAGUUAAGAAAUAUACACUCCAUAGAGAACUUUUACUUCUACUUUGGCGAUAUCCACUUCAUUAGUGUCAGGGGCUUUGAUUGGAUAGGCUUUGAUUCCGAUUCCUUUGGUGGGAGGAAUUGUUGGAGGGAUUAUUGGUGGAUAUUUGGGGAAUAAGGGAAUGACCAAUUAUACUAAGAGUAGAAAUGAGAAGAAGUCUUAGGAAAUGGUGUAGAAGUUAUUGCAGAAUUAAUUAUAAGAUGGUCAUUGGGAAUGCAAUAAGAUCAACUUGGAUAUUAUGGUUAUUAAUUUUAAAAUAUUAAAUGACCACAUGCCCAAUGUUUUAAGUGAGGAUAGUGACAGACAAACGAAGUGGAUGAAUUUAGUAAUAUUUGCUGUUUUGAGUUUGUUCUUUAAUUCCAAUGAAAUGCCGGGAGUGUGGCAGGAAUGUUUAGAUUGUCUACUAAAAUAUAUAUAAAUAGAGAAAAUAUCACUGGGAGAUACUCUGGAAAAUUUAAAAUAGAUAGUUGAAGUCAUAGUAAAAAAUCUUUGA